UUCUCACCCAUAUUCCCUGUAAACCCCCAGUCAAUGGGUGUAUCGGAUUUGAGCAUGAUUAGAUGCAAGUAGGGGGCUGACCGGAUCGAUUGUUUGACAAGGGUUACUCAGUUGGGGGCGCAGUUGUUAUGUCCCACAUUACCCCAGCAAUAUCUACAUCCAGCAUCUCGCAGGAAUCAGCUCAAGCUCGAACGUCCACAAAAGACCUCAGUACAUUGCUAUGCAUCUGUAUGACCACUAAAAGCUCUCCCGCGAAGUACUCCGUACGAUCAAUUUUCUUGCAAUCAAACAAUCAACAUGGCGCAAGAUGUCUCAACUAUCGUUCGUCACGAUAUCUUGACCAACAGCGCAGCCGAAUUCCUCGAAACAAGAGCGGAGCAAGCCUUGGGAGUUGAAUGCGUUAGUGUGGAUGGGCCCCAGUAUAUUCCAGUUAAAGAUCAAUUUGUGGCGAAAAGCGAAAUCUCGAAUGUCAAUUACCUCAAAGAAUCCGAAGAAAAGAUGAAACAACUCGAGAAGUCCCUCAACAACUUUUGCAAAAUCAUCAAAGACAGAGGCUUCGAUAAGAAGCUCAACAUAUGCCUGAAAGAUCCGGAAGGAUAUAACUCGACAGAGAUUCUUGAAAUAGUGGGGAAGAUCGAGCACUCACAUAAAAACGCUGACAAGGUCAAAUCAUGCAUGGGCCGUAUUCGCAAAUGUUUCCACUUUAUGGGAGAAAACUCAGGACAGAUGCAGAGACUCGUUGGCUUUGUUCCAAACGAUAAGUAUGGAUCCGUGAUCUCUGGUGGAUUCACGAUUAUUCUUGGGGCUGCAGAGCGCGCAGAAGAGAUUCGAAGCGAAAUUUAUGAGGUCUUAGCUGGCAUACCUGAUACGCUGAAGUUUCUAAAUGAUAUGAGUAAUGUUAACAACAAGUCAGCGGAUCUGCUCCGCAAAGCUGACUCCGUUUUUGUAUCGAUCUUUGUCAUACUCGAAGAGAUCGUCAAAGAACUGACAAAGUCAAUGGGCAGGAAAGGCAUGUCACUUAUUUUCCGUGGAGAUAAAAGCGCUUUUGACUUCACCAAGGCUCUACAUGAUCUUCAACAUAGGUUGAGCGACUUCAAACAACAGGUUCAGAUUUGCUCAGAACAGCGACUCGGUAGAGUGGAUCUCAACGUUAUGAGGGCGCGUGUGUCGGCAGAAUCGAGCGAACUCAUGAUUGCACAGACUGGUGUAGCCGUUGCAGACAUGCAAGACCGUAUGAUACGCCUUGAACAGCGGUUGCAAGAGGGCAUGAGAGAACAAACAGCAGCCCACGAAAGAUUAUGGAACAGAAGUCAAGCAUUCCUUGAAGGACCUAGUAGCCAGAACGUGGAGCUUGUAAGAAGAGAGUCAUUGCAAGUCAAUGUGUACAACAAUGUGUACGCUCUCCUAACUGCGAGCCCAUCGUUUGAUUCUCGAACAGGCACGGCCGAUCUAGAUCAAAUGAAACAACUCCAACAGCAGCAGCAGAAACUUCUACUCGGAACGAAAGAAUCACCAUCGAAGAGACGAAAGUCCAAUCGGCGACUAGCAAAAGGCUGGCUAGGCCGCCUUGAUCCCGUCUUUCUAAACCCUAACGAGGACAUUCUUUCGUGUCUUCGAAGUCUAGAAACCUUGAGCUACUGCGAGAAGGCUCAGAUCCAAUGGAUACUGACCUCAGACUUGAUCCACGAUUGGCUGAAGUCAUCGACUUCUACGGCGUUGACAUUGGAGCCACUGGGAUACCCAGAAAGCUCCGAGAAUCCCAUGUCAUUCUCUGCCGCCUUCCUCCUAAAGUCGCUCCUUACGCACGACUACCCUAUCGCCAGCUUCUUUUGUGCUAUGCGUGCGAACAACAGCAUGCAACCAGAGUACUCUGGCCCAAGGGCUAUGCUAGCAAGCCUGUUUGCCCAACUAGUUAAACAGAUCAGAAUCAAACGCGAAGAUGUUGAUUUAAGUGCCCUAGGCAGUCCCGACAAGGUCGAAGGAGACGUAAAAGAUAUCGAAGGCAUGGCAACGAGAAUUCUCACGCUGUUGAGUCUGUUACCAGAAGGGGACUGCAUCUUCUUCGUGCUUGACUCCGUAGUAUAUCUUACGGGUCCGCAGAAGGACAUCGAUCUUGCCCUCAGAUUGAUGUUAGGUCUACUGAAGUUCUCAAAAGUGGUCGUGAAACUCCUCUUAACCGGAACAAUGUCACGGGAAGUCAUGGACAACCGACGCUGCCAAACACUUCACAUUCCUGAGAUAAUUGAUGGAGACAGCCAAGACAUUAUGACAUCCUUCUUUGAAGAUGAUCUGUCUCAUUCAAUCCUAGAGGGAUUUGAGGAUCAGCAAUCGGACGAAGACAGUACUUCAGACACAGACAGCGAUGACGAUUUAUCUGACAGCAAGCUUGGGUGGCGGUGACUGUAAAAUUGAGAGGAGAAUAGAAGGACAAAUCAAUCACUCAUAGCACAUUACAGUCCUCAUCUCAAGUUCACAAUAAAAAUGUAAACGAAAGACGUUGAAUUUACCUAACC
Messenger RNA from Aaosphaeria arxii CBS 175.79, 2513 nucleotides. RefSeq lists its product as uncharacterized. The coding region runs from base 298 to 2400 and encodes 700 amino acids. The transcript is spliced from 7 exons. Lineage: Eukaryota; Fungi; Ascomycota; Dothideomycetes; Pleosporales. The record is from RefSeq and is a predicted model, not a curated record.